AUGCUGGUUGGAUAUACCGAUUCAGAUAUGGCAGGUGAUGUUGAUUCCAGAAAGUCCAUUUCAGGAUUUCUGAUGACUUUUGCAGGGGGAGCCGUGUCGUGGCAGUCUAAGCUGCAAAAGUGUGUUGCGUUGUCUACCACAGAAGCCGAGUACAUUGCGAUUACAGAAGGUUGCAAAGAGGCUUUGUGGAUGAGGAGAUUCCUAGAGGAACUGGGCUUACACCAGGAGAAGUAUGUUGUGUUUAGUGAUAGCCAAAGUGCUAUCCACCUCUCUAAGAACUCGUCAUUUCAUUCGAGGUCCAAGCACAUUGAAGUGAGGUAUCACUGGAUUCGAAACGUUCUCGAAUCAAAACAAUUGCACUUAGCAAAAGUGCACACGAGUGAGAAUGGUGCAGACAUGAUGACAAAGACUUUGCCGAAAGAAAAGCUUGAAGUAUGUCGGCGAAGAGCGGGCUUGUUGGAGCCCACCACUUGA
Molecule: messenger RNA, 474 nt
Organism: Striga hermonthica
Lineage: Eukaryota; Viridiplantae; Streptophyta; Magnoliopsida; Lamiales; Orobanchaceae
Source: the annotation of a GenBank genome assembly